GUGCUUAACGCGGUACCCUCAUAUCCGCGGAAAUAAAAUAAAUAAAUUUCAAAAUCAAAAUGGGCUGUGCCGUGUCUAUGUCGCGCGUUUAGCUUUCUGCACUCCUACCACCACUUCCAUGGACGGCCUAACACCUUCACAGCUACAAGCGCUGAACCAGUUACGUGACCUUACGAAUGGUGGUGAUGAUGAUGUUGCUAUUGGGGUGCUUUCGAGUGUGGAGUGGGAUGUUCAGAGGGCGGCGGAUAUGAUUUUUGGGAGUGGGGCUGGGGCUGGGGCUGGGAAGAGGGUGGAGAGGUUCGAGGUGGAUGAUUCGCAGCAGGGUGUAGAUGAUGACCAUGAUUGGCCUCAGCGCACAACCUUCCCCUCCAACCCGCGCCCCUCUGCCCUCCUCACGAUCCUCACCUACCCCUUCCACGUCCUCUCCUCUCUCUUCCGAUUCGUCUUUUCCAUCCUCCGGAUUCCUAUCCCGCAUUUCCAUGUCCCGUUUUUGUCUCUGCAUUUUUAUAGGCCUCUGAAUGGUACUAGGGUGCCUAGGGGAGCAGAUAGCUGGAUACACGAUUUGGAGGAGGAGACGGGGGCGGUUUGUGUUGGGAGUAGAGGGGGUGGGAUGGCUUCUGGUGUUGCGGGGCCGUCGACUUCGAGGUUGGUGGGGAGAGGGAAUGGGGAUGGGGGGGAAGGGAGGAAGUACUUACCGGAUUUUGUGAGGGGGACGUAUGAGGGUGUGUUGAGGCGGUGUCUGAAGGAGGCGAGGGUUGGGUGUGUUGUGUUGGUUAGUGAGGAGCAUGAUGAUGAUGCCGAGUUUAAGAGGACGACUCUGACGGACCCGGAUUUCGUGAAUUUCCUCACGGAUAAUGAGUUUAUUGUAUGGGGCGGAGACGUUAGGGAGCUGGAGGCGUACUCUGCGUCGGAGAAACUGCAGGCUUCUACGUACCCGUUCGUUGCGUUUGUGGCUAUCCAGCCUACGAGGCAUUCGCAGGCUUCGUCGCCUCCGCCUACGCUUACGGUGCUUUCGAGGCAUCAGGGCUUGCGGGAGACUACUCCGGGGAAGUUGCUGGGGCACCUCCAGGAUAACCUCCUCCCGCGCGUGCAGCCUUAUUUGGAGCGCGUAAGGAGUUCGCAGAGGGCGUUGGAAAGGGAUCGGACGUUGAGGAUGCAGCAGGACCAGGCGUUUGAGGAUACGGCGAGGAGGGAUAAGGAGAGGAUUCUGAAGAGGAUGGAGGAGGAGAGGAGGGCUGAGGAGGGGAGGAGGGAGGAGGAGAGGAGAGUUAGGGAGGAGGAGGAAAGGGAGGCGGAGAGGAUGGUUUGGAGGCGGUGGGCGAGGUCUGCGCUUCUCAAGCCUGAGAACCCGGGGGAUAGACUGAGGGUUGCGGUUAGGCUGCCUGGGGGACAGAGGCUUGUGAGGAGGUUUGGGGUGGGGGAUACGUUGACGGUUCUUUAUGCGUUUGUGGAUAAGGAGUUUAUUCCCGCCGAGUUUGCCGAGGGGGAUGAUCCGGAGAGUCCACCACAGCCUGGGGAUGUCGAGAGUAUCAUUGAGGAAGGGAGCGAUUGGUGGGGGUUCACGCUGCAUAGUGCGUAUCCGAGAAUUGAGAUUCCUUGGGAGCCUAGGAAGAGAUUGGGCGAUGUGGAGUGUUUGAAGGAUGGGGGUGGCCAGUUGGUCGUUGAGCUUGCUGGUGGUGAUAAGAGAAGGGUUUCGUUGGACAAGGGGAAGGGGAGGGAUAAGGCUCAGACUCAGGAAGAUGAUGGGUAUGAUACUGAGAGCGACGAUGAGUAGAGUUCAUUAGAGUAAAAUCAUGUUUAUUGCCAG
This is a messenger RNA of Desarmillaria tabescens, 1807 nucleotides long. RefSeq lists its product as uncharacterized. Bases 119 to 1774 code for a protein of 551 amino acids. NCBI's taxonomy places the organism in Eukaryota, Fungi, Basidiomycota, Agaricomycetes, Agaricales, Physalacriaceae. The transcript has 4 exons. Gene Ontology annotation, molecular function: ubiquitin binding. The record is from RefSeq and is a predicted model, not a curated record. Gene Ontology annotation, cellular component: endoplasmic reticulum.